UUAUGGUGCCGAGUAGCACGGGUACUGCACUCGAUCCCAAGAUUUCUCGAUCUUGCGCUCAAUCUACAGCCAGACAUGCGUACCACGUGUCUUCUUGUGCGUGCCUCCCUCUCUUACGAUCACUGCGACAGUGACGGGGUGCACUGCGCCAAACUUGGCCCCCGCGUCCGUGAUAAACUCCAGCGCUUUGUAGAUGCAGAAGCCAUCCGCAUCGUACACUGUGCAGAGGACCUUGACGAUCUGGCCGUUCUCCAGCAUGGCGUCGGCAGCAUGGCCGCUCUUCAAGUAACACUGGGUGAUUUUAUCAUACUCCGAGGGGAUAUAAUCUCUGAGUCCAAUUUCCCUGCAUUCAAGCGCACUCGAGGCUGGGGACCUUCCAUGCAGCCCGCGGGCUCCGCGCAACUUACUUGACGCCGGGCUCGGCCAUCUCCUCCGGCUUCACUGCACACACACGGACAGGCCUCUUUCUCUCACGCUGACCUCUCUCUCUCUGACACUGACCGUUGUGGUGGCAGGUGCAUCCCUUUUCACCUCCCCUGCACCGGCAUCCUUGCUCCUCGCCGGGCUCGGUCACCUCCUCCGGCUUCACUGCACGAACACGGACAGGCCUCUCUCUCUCUCUCACACUGACCUCUCUCUCUCACACUGACCGUUGUGGUGGCAGCUGCAUCCUUUUUCGGUGCACUUGCAUGGCAGUUCGGGGUGUGAUACACCCUGAGAUGGAUUUUCCCUGCAUUCAACCGCACAUGAGGCUGGGAAUUUUUCAGAUCUGUGAAUAUCACUCCGCUUUGCAUGGCUUACUUGACGCCGAACUCUUCUCCUCCUCCGACGGCACAGUUCCCUCCCUCGCAGGCAUCUGCAUCACCAAACCCAAAUCCACCCAGGAAUGCAUCAGUGGUGAUGCGACGGGGGGAGGUGGGAUGUCAUUCUCUUACCUAUGCUCUUGCCCGUGGAUGGUUUGCCCGCCGUCAAUGCGCAGAGGGCAAUGAAAGGGAACGCAGAGGCGAACUUCAUCGGUGGCCGUCGGAAGGGCAGGAUCAGCG
Vitrella brassicaformis is the source of this 1043-nucleotide messenger RNA. NCBI's taxonomy places the organism in Eukaryota, Vitrellaceae. The record is from the annotation of a GenBank genome assembly.